UCAUGUGACUGCAGCAAAUAUUCUAAUGUAAGUUGAUUUUGUCUCUUUAUGUUCCCAGAUACAAUUGAGGAUGGAGAGAGAAUUAUACAGUAAUAUGAAUGGUAACUGGCUGUCAGGAUUCACCACCCCAGAGCAGGAGGAAUCCAGAUAAUGAUUACCCAGCCAGCAGUGAUCCUGCCUGCAGUUAUCCGUCCUGUGAUUACCAUAAGGGGACAACUUCUGGUGAAUGUGACUGUUGCACAAGCGAGGGAUCUGUCCCGUUCCAUCUAAUGUAAAUGGCGUCUGCUGAUCUGAGAGACGAGCUGACCUGCUCCAUCUGCCUGAACAUCUAUACAGAUCCUGUAACCCUGACAUGUGGACACAGCUUCUGUCGUAUCUGCAUUGGGAAUAUGCUGGACACACAGGAGGGACCUGGCAUGUAUACAUGCCCAGAGUGUAGAGAAAGGUUUGGAAAUUGUCCUGAGCUUAAAAGAAAUCUGAGACUGUGCAACAUAGCCAAGCAUUUCUCAUCUAAUGAAGAAACUAUGAGAAAGGCUGGAAUUUCCUGUACUUACUGUGCUGACUUUCCUGCUGUUAAAACAUGUCUGCAUUGUGAAGCUUCUCUGUGUGAAUCCCACCUUAAGGGCCACAGCCAGUCAGCAGAACAUGUUCUAACUGAACCCAUUUCUUCUAUAAGGAAUAGAAAAUGUUUUACCCACAAAGAAAUUUUGAAAUAUUACUGUUCUGAAGAUGCUGUCUGUAUCUGUGCAUCCUGUGGCUUGAUAGGAGAGCACAGAGGUCACAUGGUGGAGACUCUUACUGAAGCCUCUGACAAAAAGAGGCAAGAGAUGAGAAAUAUUUUGGAGAGACUGACUUCGAAAAGAGAGGAGGCUGGGAAAAGCAUUCAAAGUCUGCAGGAGCUCAGAAGAGACCUUGAGGAAAAAUCAGCUGUUGUCACCAAGAAAGUCUCUAUCACGAUCAGGGACAUCAAGGAACAGCUGGAAGCUCUGAACAUGAGCAUCCUGGGUGUGAUCUCACAGCAGAAAGAGCAGGUUUCACUCCGAGUCUCAGAUCGAAUCCGGCAGCUGGAAAUAAAGAAGGAGAAGCUGUCCAGGAAGAUGGGUCAAGUUGAGGAGCUGUGUAACAUGACGGACCCAUUAACAGUCUUACAAGGACGGGAAUCAGACAGCGCUGACUAUUGUGAUACUGUGGAGGAGGAAGAUAAGGAAAAUGAUAUACAUUCUGAAAGGGAUAUGGACAUGGAUCUGAUCUUAGAGACCUUAAACACAGGCUUAGCUGAUAUAGUAGCUGGAGUAAAAAGAAGAUACAAUGUACUGGAUGCUACAGACAAAUCUGUAGAUGUAAAAGUGGAUUCAGACAUGUCUCUGGAUGUCAAACCUGUAUCACACAAGUUACUUGAUGUAAACACAACUUCUGAAAGUUUACCUGAUGUAAGCACAGCUUCUGAUAUCAUAUUGGACAUAAAUACAGCUAGCAACAAUGUAGAUAUUUCAUGUGACUUGAAAACUGUAUCUUGGGCUGCAACUAGGUCAAAUCGCCCGUAUCUGCCAGAGAGAUUUUAUUUUCCACAAGUUUUAAGCUCCCAGAGCUUUUCCUCAGGGCAGCAUUGCUGGGAAGUGGAGGGCAGUGAAUCAGGAAGAUGGUUGGUAGGAAUGACUUAUCCCAGUAUAGAUCGGAACAAACAUCUACAGUCUGCGAUUGGAGACAACAACAAGUCCUGGGGUUUGGAGAGGGUAGAUAAUCACCAGUAUUCCGUGAGACAUGACAGUAAAGAAAUCCAUUUACAUUUUAAACCUUCCUGUCAGAAAAUUAGAAUUCAUCUUAAUUAUAAAUCCGGGCGGCUGUCCUUCUAUGAGCUGUGUGAGCCAAUCAGACACUUACACACCUUCACUGCCACCUUCACGGAGCCGCUUCAUGUUGCAUUCUGGGUAUUUGUGCAUGAUUCUUUAGGUGAACAAAGAAGUAGUUGGGUGAGAAUACUUAACUAG
Molecule: messenger RNA, 1988 nt
Organism: Pelobates fuscus (common spadefoot toad)
Lineage: Eukaryota; Metazoa; Chordata; Amphibia; Anura; Pelobatidae
Product: E3 ubiquitin/ISG15 ligase TRIM25-like
Exons: 2
Coding region: 276-1988 (570 amino acids)
Molecular function (GO): zinc ion binding; protein binding
Source: RefSeq, a predicted model, not a curated record